Molecule: messenger RNA, 1200 nt
Organism: Tribolium castaneum (red flour beetle)
Lineage: Eukaryota; Metazoa; Arthropoda; Insecta; Coleoptera; Tenebrionidae
Exons: 1
Coding region: 162-1181 (339 amino acids)
Biological process (GO): CDP-diacylglycerol biosynthetic process; cardiolipin biosynthetic process
Cellular component (GO): mitochondrion
Molecular function (GO): phosphatidate cytidylyltransferase activity
Source: RefSeq, a predicted model, not a curated record
AUUUUCUCCCAACGCAUAAUUUUGAGGUUAUAUAAACCUUCAAAAUUUAAACAAAUUGCCCUUUAUCUGCGUCGUAAACCGUUUCCUUGAUGAAUAAUUCCAUGUUACACAUUCGCCCAUAAAUCCAAAUCCCCGUGCCUAGUGUAAGGUUAUGUGGCAAGAUGGCAAGUACAAGACCCAUGAUAGUGGCCCCCAUUUACGCCAGAAUCUUAUCAAAAUUCCCCCAGAACUUCACGUUCUGCUUUGCCUACGGCUCCGCUGUGAAAAAGCAGAUCGAAAAGAAGCCAAAGGACAACAUGAUCGACUUAAUUUACUGUGUUGAUAACCCCAGUGCUUGGCACGAGGCGAACAUGAAGGAGAAUUUCUCGCACUACAGCGGCUUGAAGUACUUCGGGCACAAUUUCGUGGCGCAGUUUCAGGAGAAUUUCGGUGCGAAAGUGUAUUUUAAUACUUUGGUGCCGCUGGAAGGCGUUUGGAUUAAAUACGGGGUUAUUGCGACCAAGGACUUGGUCACGGAUUUGCUUGAGUGGUCGGACUUGUAUCUCGCGGGCCGGUUGCACAAACCGGUGGAAAUAAUCAAGAAGAGCUCGAACGCGGAGCUGCAAACUGCGCUACAGUUGAACUUGCAGUCAGCGGUGCAUUGUGCCCUCUUGCUGCUGCCUGACACGUUCAGCGAGUACGAGUUUUACCACACGAUUAGUAAUUUGAGUUACUCGGGCGAUUUUCGGAUGACUUUCGGCGAAAAUAAAAACAAGGUUGAGAACAUAGUCAAGCCGCAAGUGCUAGGGUUCAGGAACUUGUACGGCCCUUUUAUCAGCACUUUGACCGAUUAUGUGGACUUUCCGAUAUUGCAAGAAACUGAUAAGGAGAAACAGGAAGUUAGUUCGUCUUGUUCGCAAGAUGUUAGUCCUUUAGCGAGACUUCAUCAUUUGAAUCAGUUGCCCAGAUGGCCCCAAAAGGCCUUGACUAGGUUCUGGAACAAGGGGGUGCUCAGACAAGACACUGAGGAUGUCCUAAGAGCAGUAGCGUAUGAUCCUGAUUGCGAUCUGAUCGUUGCCACUUGUAUUAGAGACAUUGUUUUUAAAUCUUCCGCCAGACAGAGUUUGAAAUCAAUUGCAACAGCAGGACUGUUGAAAAGUGUGAGAUACAGUUCUAGGAAAAUUCUAAAAAUGUUAUCUUAAAAGUUAGAAAUUGUAGUAG